Molecule: messenger RNA, 348 nt
Organism: Penicillium riverlandense
Lineage: Eukaryota; Fungi; Ascomycota; Eurotiomycetes; Eurotiales; Aspergillaceae
Product: reverse transcriptase
Exons: 1
Coding region: 1-348 (115 amino acids)
Molecular function (GO): catalytic activity
Source: RefSeq, a predicted model, not a curated record
AUGCCAGCUAGUGAAUCGCGACUACCAGAUUCUAAAGCUACGGGAGGAGCGCACCGGGAUGGUGAUUGGACUGAUCUCUUCGUCCACAACGUCUACAAUCGACCAGACACGGGCACGCCCUUCGUGCUACGAAACGAGCUACGCAAGAGACCACACGGCGAACAUAUCAUCGUGGGGGACAUGAAUAUCCAUCAUCCUCUUUGGGAAAGCCCAGGCACCGACAUCGAUCAAGAAGCUGAAGAUCUCUUGAUUGUUCUAGACGAGUCCAAAAUAGACCUGCUCACAGAAGAAGGGAAGCUCACCUGGGAGCGCGGAGGUUAUCAUCAGUCAUCGAUCUCACUUUUGUAA